Messenger RNA from Rhopilema esculentum, 6023 nucleotides. Its product is annotated as hemicentin-1. The record is from RefSeq and is a predicted model, not a curated record. NCBI's taxonomy places the organism in Eukaryota, Metazoa, Cnidaria, Scyphozoa, Rhizostomeae, Rhizostomatidae.
GAGUACUUUUACUUAAAUAUAAUGAAUAUAAAUAUGAAGAAGUAUAAUACAAAUUUUUUCUUGGAAAGAAAGCUGCUUAGUACAACUGGAGGUGUUGAGAUUUUGUUCGACAUAAUUUUAUAAUUUAUUUAUUGUUCGUUCUUUGAUGAUCUAUCUAUGUGUUGUACCAUUUGUAUUUAUUAUCAAAGCACAUCAAAAGCCAAUCUGAAGGGGCCACUCUAUUUAUUUUUGAGAGAAAGUACAGAAAAUAUUUUUUGACACUUGGAUAUUUCUGUCAAGCAAUAAUUCUGGACAAAAUUAUUUCUGCAAUCAGUCAAGCAAUGAUUCUUUCCAUUCUUCUUCUUAACACUAAAUAUUUUAAUUCUGAUUUGUCAAUCUUCUUCUCGGUCAUCAAUGUUUUUGCUUCAUACAUCGUCACCAGAGUUUUCUUCUUUUCUCUUAGCUGUAGUUAUUGCUAGACUCUUUCUCUUUUCUUUACCGUUUUUUCUUUAAGCCACAUUUACACGAGCAAGUUUUCCUUGACAAGAUUUCUUUGAGAAGUUAAUUUUGUUCGUGUAGAUUUGGGUAUAUUGAGGAAAAGUGACAAUUUUUUACUUGACAAGUGUAUUUGUUCAAAAGCUGGCGUGCCAGUUUUUCAGCAAGUUCACUUGUCCAUUAUAAAAUUGUCAUUUGCAAAACUUGUCCGUGUAGAUGACUUGACAAGUAAACCUGACAAAUUUGACUCAAUUCCAGACCUUUUCUUUUCUGACAAUUGCUUGUUCUUGGACGAUCAAGGAACGCCAAUGCUUUUAAUACUCUGCAAAGCCGUGAAAGCUUUCGGAAUACAAAGGCAGAAAGUUGUAAAAUUGGAACAUCAAGAAUAAUGAGUAGACGCAGUAUAAGAAUGGGUAUACAGAUAUUAAAGGAAAAAAUUCCAGGGAUUUCCCAUCCACGAAUAAAAGUGUCUUCUUCGUUAAAGGAGCUAUUUUUUGCAAGAAAAUUUAACGCGAAAAACGUGCUGCGUCGCAAAAACCGAGGCUAACCUAUAAACUUCGCUGGCCAAAACGAUUGUCAGAGCAAAUAGAUAUUGUGAACGAGACUUGUUGUCUUUCUACACGAGCAAUUAAAAAUUGUCAAGUAAAAAAUAUCAAGCAAAAUUUUUUUGCUAAUCUACAAGGGCAAGGAAACUUGUCAAAGAAAAUUACCAGGAAAAAAUUGCUCGUAUAUAUGCGGCUUAAAUGUUUCAAAAAGUCUUGUGUUUUUGCAACUUUAUGUGUCUUAAACUUAUACCAAGUGGUGUUUGGGCCUGGGACGCUCCUGCGUUUUGCGACCUGCCCUAUAAUGGCGGACAAACAGGGCCUAGCUGUGAGCAACAAUUUAUUGAUUUACCUCUAUCCAAUCCAAGAAUAUUAAGUAACGCCUGAAAGAUAAAUUGAAUGGAUUCAAGAAUGGAUAUUCAUCACAUCAUUGAAAGCUGUCUAGGAUCUCGAUCCACCAAGAAACGCAGAGAAGAUUUUUGCACUUGAAACUAAACAAUGAAUCAAACAGGCCCAAAUCAGCUCAUUUUAAACUCUCAAGCAAUUCUGACCCUUUGACAGCCAAACACUUCUGUCUUUUUGACCCUUUGCCUUUUAUUUCAAUAUCUGCUGUAAAUUCUCAUUUUCCAGUGUCAAUCAGAUAACUGCAAUCUUUCUGUCUUAAGACAAUUUUCUUCUCCAUUUUUUGAGUUACACAAUGCCCGACAACCGAUUGGUCUUUCAAAGUGUCACGAGUUGGAUAAUGCUUAUCAUUUAUAAUUUGUCUUAAACUGAUAAUGAAAAAAAUGAAAAAUAUCUAAAACCACAAUUGCUGCGAUUAAGAAUCUCCUUUCUGGUUACAAAAUUAUCCUAUGUGCUUCCUUUGCAUGAUGGUGCGGUUUCCAACCAAGAUAACAAGUUUCAGAGCUAUGAAGUUCCCUCCAAGUUAAAAAGACCUACUCUUUAAUUUGCCUCGCAAUCAGGGAGGUAGAGAAUAUAAGUUAUAAUUCCAUGAGUUGCUCAUAGUGGUAUACUUUGGACAAACCAUAGCAUUGUAGUGGAAGGGAAGACCCAUCGAAUUUUUUGUGAACGAUUGUAGUUUAUGCCCAGGUUCUAUAGAACUUUGACAGAAUAUUUACCAGCUUUCAAAUAAUGGUUACACUGCUCCUUUAUCGCAAUACCAGAUCCCUACCGAUAAAGAUAAUCCUCGCAGGUUUGGACACCCAUUUCAAGAUACAACGUCCCAUUUCAACUUCACUUAAAUUGCCAACAUUAAACAAGCAUAAAAUGCAAAGACGAUAUACCCUGUCUAUGUCGUUUGAUAAAAGUGACGGAUUUCCUCUUAGCGUCCUUCAUCGUUUUAAUCCAGAUCUCAGUAACAUAGAAGUGAGCUUGUUUGCUAUGUCAAGGUCCCUAUUAAAAUCACUUGGCUCUAUAGGGCGUAGCUCAAAAGCGGAUUUCACCAUUUGAAACGUACGUCAAUCCGACUAAAGCAAAUAGUUAUCAGACUGAUAGGACAUUGUUGCUCAACAGAUUAUGUCGUCUUUGGCUGCAUUUUAUCUUUGCCUAAUAAUAAGUGCCUAAUAAUGUAGUUAAAAUUUUGUGCCGCAGAAUUUUACAGUUGUACAUAUUUCUCCGAAAUGUAGUUAAUAACAGCUUAUCCGGAUUCGGAUGGAUCUUUGACGUGGGUGAGGAGCUGCUUCGAUCAGUAAUGAAAGAGAUCCAACAGCGUCUGUGACUGCAAUCUACUGAAGGCAAUUUUCUUAGGGUUUCGUGAGGCAGCUGUAAAUUCAAGGCCAUUGCCAAGGAUCAGUUUGUAUAUGUAGGUAUUCUCAAGACAAGUGAAAAUAUUGGUAAAAAUGGCAAAUUAUAUUCUAACUUGCUUGGUUUUUUCGUACACAUCGGCAUUGAUCGGCUGUGAGGUAAUCGAAGGCGGUGGCACGCCGCAUCUGGUACCGCGUAUCCAACGCAAUACAUCAGCUGCAGACGUGCAAGACUGGGCAUGGAGCACAUUACUCACGCUGCACAAUCUCACUUUCCCAGGCGUUCCGCCUUCAGGCAAGUUCUACGAGGCUGCCAUCCAGAUAACAAAAGAAGUUGCCACUGCCCAUGCCGCUGCACAACGAAGUCCAGACGAGGCAGUUGAUGUCAAAAAGUUGGUACAGUACAUGAAAGCCGCCUCGAGUACAAGCACAAAGGAUUUAGCCCGGUCUGCACUUGCAAGAACGCUUUAUGGAUACUUCAAGGCCUAUCUUAGCGGCUCUGGAUCAAAAUUUCCUCUUGGGUUGAAUUCCAUAUCAUUUGCUGCCGCGCAUUUCCUUGAAACCUUGAGAGAUGAAGUUGGCGAGAGGUCGUUUAACAGACUUGUGGCGAGAGGUGGCGCAAAAACAUUGGCGUUCGCCAUUGAUACAACUGGCAGCAUGACUGACGACAUAAAAGCAGCUAAAGCCAUUACCAAGGCUAUUCUGGCUGAAGAAAGGAAAGAGAAAGUGGAUUUUAUUCUGUCUCCGUUUGCAGAUCCUGCAUUUGGGCCUGUUGUGUACAAGACAGAGAGCGAAGGCAAAGCUUUCAUAGAAGCCAUAGAUUCAAUCAAGCCAAAAGGAGGUGGGGAUUGCUCGGAGUUGGCCUUUGCUGGGAUUCUUGAGGCCUUGAAUGCUGGUCCACAGUAUGGCUCACCCCUAUUCGUCAUAACUGAUGCCAGUGCAAAGGACGACACCCUGACAAAUGUUAAGACGGCGAAAGUGAUUGCCCAAAGUACUGGUAUUACUGUUAAUUUCUUCACAAAGCCGGGGGGCUGCGACAAAAAGGGAAUUCAGAGUUUCCGUGAUCUUGCCGCUUUCACUUCGGGCCAGGUCUUUCCCUUGAAAAGUGACAAGGAGCUAAGAAAUCUGACUAGCUUUGUAAAGGACAGUCUUGACAGCACUCAGAUUAUAUCCAUAUCAAGGACAUUUUUGCCCAAAAAAAAGUCACUGUAUAAAAACAAACGAAGAAGUAGAAGCCGAAGAUCUAAGGGAGUGAGCCAGUUUCCCCUCCAAGUCGACGAGUUUGCCUUUAAACUGCAGGUUACAGUUACAACUGAGCGCGAAACAACCAAGAAUAUUCGACUUCUGAACCCAAAAGGACAUAUUAUACAACCUCUAGUGAAUUUAUCGCACAGUCUUGUUUACAAAAUCGAGAAGCCAAUGAUGGGUGAAUGGAUCUUGUUUGUUCCAACCGAUGUAGGGAAGUUUGAUUACAUCGCAAGAGUUAAGAGCAGCAGUGUCAUCGAGUUUGGCUAUUACUAUGUGCUUGAUUACAAUGGAAUCUCCUCCCCAGUGGCACAUCCACUUACAGGUGAAAGGUGCAAAGUGUUCGUCACAAUUGGAGGGGCACACCACACUAGCAAGAAGACACUGUCCCUGCGUCUUAUUGACCCGCAAGGCCAUACACUACAGAAAGAUAUAAGGCUAAAGUCGAUUGGGAUGACAGGAACCCUUUUUCAGGCCACGUUCCAACCUCCAAGUGUUAGAUACAAAAUCAUGCUUGAGGGAAAUACCCUUAGCGGUACCAAAUUUACAAGAGUUUCAAGAAAAGAAGACGAAGCUAAAAGCAUUCUGUUGCGUGUUUUGUACGGUCAGAACCAUUUCACCGUUGUGCAAGGAAAACGAUUCUUGUUACUUGCGGGACUUCACAAUACCGGGCAGACCGAGUUUUUCAAAGUAAGGGCUUUUUCAAAUGCUGGAACGGCCAAGGUUAUGCGAGGGAGGGUAAUGUGCAGAAAGGGCAGAAUGGGUUUCAUUAUGGUUAACUUCAAGGCUUCUAAAAGAGCCCCAGCAGGACAGGCCGCAUCAAUUUUCUUGCUUGCCAAAGGGGAGAGAUCGGGCAGGUUUGUGACUGAAAUGAUGAGAGUUCUAAUUGUUGCGGAGUAAAAUGUAACGAUGAAGCACUGCCGCCAUGUUGUAGAUUAGUUAUCAACAUACAGGUUCUCUCAAACAUGUUUCUGCUUUUUCAAGUCCAUGGAUAUACGAACAAUCUAUAAUAGAUAUUCUGAUAGUAGUAUCGGGUGACAUGCAUUUGUUAAACUGGAAGGACUAUAGCGAUUUAGGAACUGCUGAAAUAGAUGGUUUACCUGUCAAGCUGACGAAUGAUGCCAUUCGGGUUCUUUGCCACUUCCAACCCUAAACUCUUCAAUUCCCCCAAACCCCCCUUCACCCUAGAGAAAUUCGUGGUUUCAUUGCUGAUAGAAAUAAAAAUAUGCAUCUUGAUCACCUUGUAAUAUUUCACUGCUGCUUAUCAAUGCCAAAGGUAGUGCUAACCAAUACUUCAAGACUGCAUUUCACUUAUUUGCUUUAGCUAUUUGCUAUUGGUAGAAAUAGUGAAAGUUUAUAAAGCACGAGUUUGUUAUUGCCAGGGAAGAGUUGAUGCCAUUUGAAGAAUAAAAUUUCAUAAUUGUCUUUAGAUGCAGUCAAACUCAAAAUCUCAAAUCGAAUUACAGUGCAAAAAAAGACUACAUUUUAUACGUUUUAAAACAAUUCAAGGAGAAUUAUUAUAAAUACAUAGAACAUACAGUUGCCUGGUGAUCGCAUUAACGAGCAACAAUCACAGUAUCAAAUCAAACCUUCUCUCCCUCACAAAUAUCACCCUUAUUUUUCAUAUUCAGACGUAUUUACCUAAGUAUUUGUAAUUUAGUAGCUGAAAAUGGCUUUGAAAAAAACAAACAUUUUAUUAUAUGUUGGUUAAAAACUCUUUCAUCUGACACUCCUCAGAGCAUAAACAUCAGAAUAAAGGUCCAAAAGGACACGAUGAUAAAUAUAUACCCGAUUGCAGAUCGAAAUAGGGCAAUCAUGUUUGCUUUUUUCAAGGCCAUUUUAAAGUUUUGUACCACAAAAAAACUGUUCAAAUCUAGUAGCUGUAGCUUUUGCAAAAAAUGGUGAAUUGUAUUUCAAUCGUUUUUCUAGACUUUAGUUAAACUCAAACAAUGUUAGUUUGAAGUUUUUGUACCUUAAAGUAAAUUUGUGUUAUGUCUUUCAUUUAAAGGUGAAUAUCUUA